Messenger RNA from Pisolithus orientalis, 336 nucleotides. RefSeq lists its product as uncharacterized. The coding region runs from base 1 to 336 and encodes 111 amino acids. Lineage: Eukaryota; Fungi; Basidiomycota; Agaricomycetes; Boletales; Pisolithaceae. The record is from RefSeq and is a predicted model, not a curated record. The transcript is spliced from 4 exons.
AUGCCUGCAACUAGGUUGUCUGCUGUUACUUUCAAAGUUGGUCCCCCUGUUGGUGCCCAGAGGUCAAAGAGAGUCACUGCCAUUCCAAAACCAUAUUUGAAGAAUACUGGGCAAUCAACCUCUCCCAUGAGUGCCUAUGUAUAUGCAUCUCAGGCCCCCUCUCUGAAGGCCAGUGGAAUGUCCCAUGAUAGCUUCAGAGGCCACUGUGGGAUGUCCCAUGAUAGCUUUAGAGGCUACUGUGGGACAUCCCAUUCCCUGCUCUGGAGGCCAUUGGGAUGUCCCAUGAUAGCUUCAGAGGCUACCAUGGGACAUCCCACCCUCCUCCCUGGAGACUGA